CGGUAGCACAGCGGUGUUAAGCAGUCGCUGUGAGCGGGGUGUUUAUAGUCAGUGGUGGCCAGGGAGGAGAGGACUUCAGCCUUGGUUCAGGCGAUCGGCAGCCAGUUCAAAACGGUGCAAAAAUGGCUGAUCAACUAACAGAAGAGCAAAUUGCUGAGUUCAAAGAGGCCUUUUCACUCUUCGACAAAGAUGGGGAUGGCACCAUAACAACAAAGGAGCUUGGAACAGUGAUGAGAUCUCUAGGCCAGAAUCCAACUGAGGCAGAACUACAGGAUAUGAUUAAUGAGGUUGAUGCUGAUGGAAAUGGAACAAUUGACUUUCCAGAAUUUCUGACAAUGAUGGCAAGAAAAAUGAAAGAUACAGAUAGUGAGGAAGAAAUCAGAGAAGCAUUCAGAGUGUUUGAUAAGGAUGGUAAUGGUUACAUCAGUGCUGCAGAACUUCGUCAUGUAAUGACAAACCUUGGAGAAAAAUUGACAGAUGAAGAAGUUGAUGAAAUGAUCAGAGAAGCAGAUAUUGAUGGUGAUGGUCAAGUGAACUAUGAAGAGUUCGUACAAAUGAUGACUGCAAAGUGAAGAUCUUGUACAGAAAACCUUUUAAUUUUCUUGUAAAAAAACAUUGUUUAUUUGCCUUUCCUUUGUUUGUAAUUUCUGUAAUGUUUCUCUCCUGCCCCAACUGUCUAAAACAUAUGCAUGUAUAGUGGGUAGAGUUACAGUCCAUGUUUUCCUUCAAUAUCUUGUCAUUGUUUCUUUUUGCAUUUGAGACAAGACUUUGGUGUAACAAAAGUUGCAUGUGGCUUUAUCUUGAAGUGCAUCCAAGCUCUUCUACACAUUCAAAGCUACAUAAGGACUUGUGGUUUAACGAGGGAUCAUCUGGGUAUGCUGCUGUGAGGACAUGGCUGACUAUCAGCAUGUGUUGCAUUGCUGUUUAAAUGCAGAGUUUUCACUCUGCCUGGAGUAAGGACAGAGCCUAAAAUUUCUCAGCAUUGCACUAUAGCAAAACGGGUGUAUCAUCCAGGUACUCGUACACUAAAACUUUUUUUGUAUUUGCUGUUCCAUUUCAAGGAAGCAUUCUUGUUUUCUUACUGUGCUCUUUCAAAAUUUUGUUUAGCCACUUAGUUCUUUCUGAAAUCUGCUUUGGCACUGACAUGCCUGAAAUCCAUUCCAAGUUGUAUAUUUUUUUCCAAUAAAACAAUUUACCCAAAAUA
This is a messenger RNA of Chiloscyllium plagiosum (whitespotted bambooshark), 1204 nucleotides long. It is a transcript of the gene calm2b, whose product is annotated as calmodulin 2b, (phosphorylase kinase, delta). Gene Ontology annotation, molecular function: calcium ion binding. The record is from RefSeq and is a predicted model, not a curated record. Lineage: Eukaryota; Metazoa; Chordata; Chondrichthyes; Orectolobiformes; Hemiscylliidae. Gene Ontology annotation, cellular component: myosin II complex.